Molecule: messenger RNA, 1005 nt
Organism: Leopardus geoffroyi (Geoffroy's cat)
Lineage: Eukaryota; Metazoa; Chordata; Mammalia; Carnivora; Felidae
Product: odorant-binding protein-like
Exons: 7
Coding region: 52-858 (268 amino acids)
Molecular function (GO): small molecule binding; odorant binding
Source: RefSeq, a predicted model, not a curated record
GUAAUUGAUUCUGAGCUUCCUCCAGAGGAGAAACCAAGAGGUGCUAGAAAGAUGAAGAUUCUACUCUUACUUGUUGGAGUCGUUCUGGUUUGUGGCGGCCGCCUACCUCUACCGGACGGCCGCCUACCUCUUCCGGACAGCCGCCUACCUCUACCGGACGGCCGCCUACCUCUACCGGACGGCCGCCUACCUCUUCCGGACGGCCGCCUACCUCUACCAGACGGCCGCCUACCUCUACCGGACGGCCGCCUACCUCUACCGGACGGUCGCCUACCUUUACCGGAAGGCCACCUACCUUUACCGGACAGCCACCCACCUUUACAAGACAACCUUACACAGCUUUCAGGAGAAUGGAACACGCUUUUGGUCGCAGCCACCAACGUUGACAAGAUAAGCAACGGCCCAUUCCACGGUUAUAUGCGCAAAGUUGAUGUGGACAUAACAAAUGGCACAGUCGUCUUCAAUUUUUCUGUCAUGAUGAACGGACUGUGCACAGAAAAGUCUGCCGUGGGAACCAUUGGGCGUGACAAGUUUCUCAAUAUUGGUUGUAAGUACAAUCAAAAUAUUUUAAAUGUUUUUUCUGCCACCUCAAAUACUAUCACAAUCAACGUGAACACCAGAAGAAACACCACAAAAACGUUUGUAUUGCUUGGCAGAGGACUUCAUCCUGAUGACAACGACUUUGCAAAGUUCAGGGAGUUGAUGAGACAAAACAAUAUUCCCGAAGAAAAUCUUAUAGAUAUGAGCAAAACUGAGAAGUGUCCUAAAAAUGAGAACGGACCAACCCAUCCUGAACACUCUGCAUCACUGAGAGCCAGGAACACGGUCUUCCCCAUGGAAUCAGGAUCAACAGCAUGAAGAGUAUGUUCCUCCUUUCUGCCUCACAUCAUUUUCUCUAUUCACAAACAUGUUUGCCUUUCCCAUCUCAUCUCUGUCCAUCACCAUUCAGGUCCUGUUUGGUGUCACAGGAUUUCUGAAUGAUUAAAUAAAUUGAUUACACGUGUA